Molecule: messenger RNA, 3774 nt
Organism: Nymphalis io (European peacock)
Lineage: Eukaryota; Metazoa; Arthropoda; Insecta; Lepidoptera; Nymphalidae
Gene: GTPBP1
Product: GTP-binding protein 1
Exons: 13
Coding region: 359-2230 (623 amino acids)
Biological process (GO): translational elongation
Molecular function (GO): translation elongation factor activity; GTP binding; GTPase activity
Source: RefSeq, a predicted model, not a curated record
UGUCUGAGCUGAGUUGUCAAAAAGUUGGCAUUUCUUCCAUCUGUUUUAUUUUGCUGAAGUCUAUUUCUAUACACUAUAGAAGAAGAAUGUAAAUGAUUUGAUUUGUGCCGUAAUAUUUGUGUGUCUAAUUACUUACGAACAGUUAAUUUUAGUGUCAUUUUCUUUGGAAAUAAUACAAAGAUAAUAAAUGAGAACUUAUUUUGCGCGAUGUGAAAAUUUUCAAUUUCAAUUUAUUAUUUAGUUCAGAUAUAAAGAACUAUCGUUUUGGUAAUAAUAAAACUACAUUGUAGUUGUUAGUGGUGACAUAAUGGUGUAAUAGUUAUUUUUUACAUUGUAAAGUUGUGUACAAAAAAUAAUAAUGGACAAGAACAUGGAUUCUCCGACGGCUACAAGUCCUCUGCCAGAACUUGAAGUUCGGAACUGUGAGACUGACUACUCAAGUAUUCGAGGAAAGAUGAUACUUGUGAGUCCAUCAGCAGAUGAGUAUGAUCUGCUACGCAAACAAUUGUUAGAGAGGCUAGAAACAGGAAAUGGUGAAAUUAUUUAUGACAUUGGCCAUGGAGAGGACGGUCGGGGAUUAACGGAGGAUGAAUACAGCGCGUCAGUGGCGACGCUACAGUCUCUGGUGAGCGGGGAGCGUAUAUCGUGCGUUGAGCUGCGACGCUGGGAGUGCGGUACCGGCCUCACCGGCCAGUAUCUGUUACGCACAGAAGUAGACCAUAAUGAUUUCAUGGAAAUAAGGGUCGCGGUAGUGGGCAAUGUAGAUGCCGGUAAGUCCACCCUGCUGGGUGUGCUGACACACGGUGAACUGGACAAUGGUAGAGGCUAUGCCCGGCAGAGGCUGUUCAGGCACAAGCACGAGGCUGAGAGCGGGAGGACCAGUUCCGUCGGGAAUGACAUAUUGGGGUUUGAUAGCGUGGGUAAUGUAGUGAACAAGCCGGAGCACGGCGCGCUGGACUGGGUGAAGAUCUGCGAGAAGUCGUCCAAGGUGAUCACGUUCAUCGACCUGGCGGGACACGAGCGCUACCUCAAGACCACCGUCUUCGGCAUGACGGGACACGCGCCUGAUUUCGGCAUGCUUAUGAUCGGGGCUAACGCUGGCAUCGUGGGCAUGACGAAGGAGCACCUGGGGCUGGCGCUGGCGCUGGCCGUUCCCGUGUUCGUGGUCGUCACCAAGAUCGACAUGUGCCCCCCCAACGUACUGCAGGAUAAUCUCAAAUUACUAAUCAGGAUUCUGAAGUCUUCGGGAUGUCGCAAGGUGCCGGUGAUGGUGAAGACGAGAGAUGACGUCAUUGUUAGCGCAACCAACUUUGUCUCGCAGAGGCUGUGUCCCAUCUUCCAAGUGUCCAACGUCACCGGCGAAAAUCUGGAGAUGCUGACGAUGUUCCUGAACCUGCUGAAGACCCGGAUGCCCUCCCAGGACGACAAGCCCGCCGAGUUUCAGAUCGACGACACGUACUCCGUUCCCGGCGUCGGCACGGUGGUGUCGGGCACGACGCUGGCGGGGCUCAUCCGGCUCAACGACACGCUGCUGCUGGGCCCCGACCCGCUGGGCCGCUUCACGCCCAUCACCGUCAAGAGCAUCCACCGCAAGCGCAUGAGCGUCGCCGAGGUGCGCGGCGGCCAGACCGCCAGCUUCGCGCUCAAGAAGAUCAAGCGGUCUCAGAUCCGCAAGGGCAUGGUGAUGGUGUCUCCGGCCCUCAAUCCACAGGCUUGCUGGCAGUUCGAGGGAGAGAUUCUGGUGCUGCACCAUCCGACCACUAUCUCCUCGCGGUACCAGGCCAUGGUGCACUGCGGGAGCAUCCGGCAGACGGCGUCCAUCAUGUCCAUGUCCCGCGAGUGUCUGCGCACGGGAGACAAGGCGCUCGUGCGUUUCCGGUUCAUCAAACACCCCGAGUAUCUCAAAUGUGGCCAGCGCAUGGUGUUCCGCGAGGGCCGCACCAAGGCCGUGGGCAACGUGCUGCGGCCCGAGCCCGCCGCCGCGCCGCGCGCGCCCCCCGCGCGCCCCGCCCGCGCGCCCCGCGCGCCCGCCGCGCCGCCCGCCGCGCCGCCCGCCGCGGUCCGUUAUGAUCCGGUGUCCGUUACGCAGACGCAGGAGAGCGACGUGACGGCGGUGGACUCCCCGUUCGAGGUGCAGGCGGACAAGCGCGCGCCGGCGCGGCGCCGCAAGCGCCACGACAAGCCCGCGCCGCCCGCGCCGCCCGCGCCGCCCGCGCUCGCCGCCAACUGACGGCGCGGUCCCCUUGCCGGCGCCGCGGCCGCCGCGCCCCCGUCGACGCCAUCCGUGUCUCCGAACGUCCCCUUUCACGUCCGCUUCCUCCGAGCUAGCACACCGGCGAUAUACGAUCACGCCCCGGUGCAACUGAAUCACACGACAGAGUGAUGUCGAUAAAUAACUUUUCCGUCUCAUGUAACACAUUCGUAUGGCAAUACUUCUCUAAUUUAAAUGAUUUUUCAUGACAGGAUGUUCCAUCACGCAAACCUCAGCUUAAAAAAACUCAAAUUUUACCUAUAAUUAAUGUUUGUCACUCGAGUUAGUAUUAAUAUUUAAUGACAUUGAAAUACUUUUGAUGUCAUAUUUUAGAUUAAAGUAAGGAUUUUAUAAAUCUCGUGUUUUACAGCUCGAUUCAUUUAAUGACACACCUGCGCGACCGAGCUGAAGCACGAAAUGUAACUUUGCAGUUGUAGUUGUACAUAACGCCUACAACGUAAUUUUGCUUCAGUUAUAAUCUGUGGUGGUACGUUCUUUUCACAUCUGUGCAUUUGUGAACACUUAUUGAUCGCCUUAUCACGCCCAAUUGAUCUUUUUUAUCUCGUUACUGGUUCAGGUGUGUUUACAAAUAUCCAGUACUAAAAAGGUCUUAAAGAAAACUAUUUUGUCUUGAAUUCAUAUAUAAAAAAAAAUAUUUAUCUACUUUUACAUACUCUAUAGGCUAUGUUUACAUAUUUUUUAGAAGGUAACAGAAAAUGAUAUGGGAAAAAUUAGAUAUAGUAGUGCUUGCAAUAGAUACAACAGGAUAAACUGAUUACCCAUUGAAAUGUAAUUUUGUAUAUGAUGAUUAAUAUAUCAAAUAUAUCUAUCAACACAAUCACUAUGAACAGCAAUUGGCUUAAUAUUCUUAUAUAUUAUACUGAUCCUAGACAUUUAAAUAUAUAUAUAUGUUUUUUUUUUUUAUUGUUAAAAGUUAAAUCAUUAGCUUUUUUAUUUUUACUUUUUGUUAAAUUAUAGUUUAAUUAUUUCAGCAGAUUGUAUCCAUGUGAUAUGGAAUUUGUGUUAAAAAAAUAUAUUUUUGAAUUUUAUUUUGUGUGAAAAUGGCUAAAUCUUUUAUUUAAAAAAAGAACCUAUUCAAAUUUGGCAGGAAUAAAUCCAAUUCAUUCAGUGAAAAGUCACUACCAAAAAUUCUAGUAACUGAACCUUGUUUGAUUCUAUGUGUGAGGACUUAUCGCUAUAAUGAUGAGAAAUAUUAGAUCAAGGUGUAUUUACUAAAUUUUCUAUAAGUCAAUGUAAUAUUUUGAAUAAAGAAUAGGCUUUUUAUAAUACUUUGGAAUUUGACUGAUAUGCCUUGGAAGCAGUUUUUAUAAAUGAUUUCUAAAUUUACUUUUUUUUCCUUGCAAUAGAAAAGUAAUACCAAUUGAUUCAUUAGUGUUGCUAGCUCUUUGCUUCACAUCAUAGAAUAGUAUUCAUUAUAAGUACCAUUGUAAUGUGAUUUUUUAUAGUGUAAGUAAGAGGAUAUUUUUAUUGAUUUUGAGAAAUAAAACUAGCUGGAAGUGUAA